Molecule: messenger RNA, 516 nt
Organism: Schistocerca cancellata (South American locust)
Lineage: Eukaryota; Metazoa; Arthropoda; Insecta; Orthoptera; Acrididae
Product: putative serine protease 42
Exons: 5
Coding region: 1-516 (171 amino acids)
Biological process (GO): proteolysis
Molecular function (GO): serine-type endopeptidase activity
Source: RefSeq, a predicted model, not a curated record
AUGAAAGUCCUGUUCGUGUGUCUGAUGUUCGUAGCGGCAGCCGUCCAGGCGGUGCCAGCCCGCGACCUGCCACGACUGCCGGAGCGGCGCUCCGACGUGAGGUCGCUGAAGCCCAAGGACGCGCUGCUCCUGCCAAGGCAGCACAGCGAGAAAGAUGAGGCCGACUCGGCGGGGAAGCAGCCGCGCAUCAUCUACGGCAAGCAGGCGGAGGAGGGCCAGUUCCCGUGGAUGGCGUCCCUGCGGCUCGACUACGUCGCCUUCUGCGGCGGCUCGCUCAUCACGCAGCAGUGCGUCCUCACAGCGGGCCACUGCGCCGACGGGGUGACGCAAUUCGCGAUCAACCUGGGCACUAUCUCAUCGGACUUAUAUCCUGAGGACGCGCUCUCGCUGGUGUCUGUAGACGCCGUCGUACAUCCCGACUACUCGUCCGAUGGCAGCACCACCACUUCUGACGUCGCCGUUGUGCGUCUUUCUGAAAUGGUUACGCUUACAGCCUUAACACCAUUUACCACGUAA